GGAAGUUGAGAUUGACUUUUUUUCCAUAUGAUGACGUAUAUCCAAGUGAAACGGCUUCUGAGAUGAGAAAAAAAUGUAGGGCGGGGCUUGAUUUCGUCCUUCGGGAACUUAUUGGAUCGUUGGAAGUAGGCGUAGCUUAACAAAAUGGAGGCAGAUUUGAACGUCAGUUUGCAUUCGAUUGUGGAGGAUUGCUCUCCACCGGAAUCACCGCCGACAUCCUCAGAUGUAGGAUUUUUUAUUGAGGAGUCCGAUGACGACGACAAUGAGAACGAGGAGCUACGUUUUGAACAAGGAAUCACCCCAUAUUCAUUUGAACCACUGCCUCCCGCGAACCAUGAGAGUGACCGAGAUGAGGCGACUGAUGGUCGAGUUCACCCUCGAGAGCAUCUCAACGUUUCCGAGUGGUGUUCCUGUGGCUUCUGCAUGAAUAUGGCCACUGGUCCUGAAAAACUGUGUUGUAGGCAGAUUAGGCAGGUUAUGUACAAUUGUUCUGAAGCUCACCCCCAACCUGAAUGCAUGACUCAACAUCCUGGGUUUGAAGCAGUCUGUCUCAAUCCAUGGGUUCUGCAAGUUGAGUAUGCCUCCAUGCUGCAGUAUUAUGGUGAAUAUGACCAAGAAGAUUUUACAGAAGAGGAACGAUACCGUCACACUGCCUACAGGACAUUUGUGAGAUGGUGCUGGGGCUACUUGGGGAAAUGUGUCCGUGUUGUUAUCCCAUCAUGUAUUGUACAAAAAAUCAGACAUACAUUUCCUUCUGAACAAUACCAAGGAUUCCAACUGCCUCGCUUGCAUGCUUAUUAAAACAAUGUUUACAAUUUUUAAUAAAUGAUGCCAAGACUUGA
Misgurnus anguillicaudatus (oriental weatherfish) is the source of this 842-nucleotide messenger RNA. NCBI's taxonomy places the organism in Eukaryota, Metazoa, Chordata, Actinopteri, Cypriniformes, Cobitidae. The record is from RefSeq and is a predicted model, not a curated record.